Maudiozyma saulgeensis is the source of this 861-nucleotide messenger RNA. The record is from the annotation of a GenBank genome assembly. Lineage: Eukaryota; Fungi; Ascomycota; Saccharomycetes; Saccharomycetales; Saccharomycetaceae.
AUGCUAUGUGUGACAUGUCUAGAGCCAGCUGAGUCGCUGUAUGUAACAUAUUCGAACAGACAUAUACAACUAACGCAAUGCAACUACUGUCACAAACCAGUAGAUAAAUACGUCGAGAGGGAUAAUGUGAUCCUGUUCAUCGAUUUGUUACUUUUGAAACCUGGUGCAUAUCGCCAUUUGGUUUUCAAUACACUGGAGAGUAAUCUAGAUAAAUAUACCGAUAUGGAUAAAGGGACGAAUGGAAUUAUUAUGAAUAAAUUGAGUCGGUGGUGGAAUAGAUUUGAUUUCUUGAAUAGAUUAUGGAUUCUUUUGUUGACUUUUGAGAUAUAUCUCAAGUGUGCAACAGAAGAAUCAAGAUAUUCUCAAAUGUGGAAAUCUGCAGCAAAAUCAAAUAUCUCCUUAGAUUUGAUCCAUAUGAGAAGUGCCCAAUUCCAAUACAUUUAUUUCACAUUAUAUUCUUUGCUCGAUAUCUUAUUAUUUCAUAAUUUGAUACAAUAUGCAGUAAUAGGGUUCUAUAAUUGGGGCCAUGAUGUUAAAUAUGCCAAACAAGUAGUAUCGUAUACAAUUUUGUUAUCGUAUGGGGCAAAGAUAUUCCCUGUAUUGAUGUUAAUUUGGCCCUACGACACUAUAAUAUCGAUGGAUAUCAUUAAGGGUGUAGCGAAUCUUUACAUUAUUGAAUCAUUGAGGAUAGUGACUAACUUAUCAUACUGGAAGAUUAUACGAAUAUUCUUGACUGCGACACUAAUCAGAAUUGUUGUCGUUAGACUUAUUAUGAUCCUAUUCUUGACAGGAGGGAAUUUACCUUUAGCUAUCAACCACAUAAUGAAUACUAUGUGGACCCGGCAAAUGAUAUUCUUAUAA